UUAUUACUGUAACCGUAGCUUUCCAAAGAAGCUGUUAUUGAUGAAGAAAUUGAUUUUAUAGUGAUGCAGCCAAAACAAGAUGUCAACAUAUGAAACCUUUCUUUUGUUUUAUUUGUAAGUAUAUGACGGAACUGUGUUAUCAGAUAAUAUUCUGUGGUCAUGUAAAACAAAUAUGUACUUGCAUGUACUGUGUAUGCUGUUCCAAUGGAACAAAACAGCGUGCCUUCUCCCAGACUUGAAGGGAAUCAAGUUUAUUUCUACAGUACAUUUGAAACAAGCAUAGAUCUGUUGUAGAUAGCAAUGUAAUUUAUAAAGUCAUAUUAUGAUAGACUAUGCUAUAUUAUAAUCCAUUACCUAUGUCAUAAUUUAUUUUCAGAGUUGGCACAAGUUAUGUUUCAAGUGUGAAACAUGCGGCCUGUCAUUGAAUAUGAAGAACUACAAGGGGUACAACAAGUUACCCUACUGUAAUACCCACUACCCAACCACUAAAUUUACUUCUGUAGCUGACACACCUGAGAACCGUCGUCUCUCCCAGCAAACCAAAAACCAAAGUAAUUUGGCGUACGCUUCAGGGCACAAGGAGAAUUUGGGGAAGUUCACCACUGUGUCCGAUGAUCCAGAAAGCUUACGACUUAAGAAAAAUACUCACCAGGCUUCUGAUGUGACAUACAAAUCAAAUGUCCCAUCCCUACUUAAAGGCCAAGCCUCUCUCCCCGGUGCCCCUCCCCCAAGUAUGGGAUAUGCUCAACCCGAGCAGUAUCAGCCUCCAGCUGGGCGGGCUGAUCCCCCAUACCAGCCACCCCCUCCCCAGCCAGCAGCACCUGUCCAGCAACCCCCUCCCCAGCAGCUCUCUGCUCCUCCUCCUCCUGCCGCUUCAUCCGGACCACAGUAUGUGGCAGUCUAUGACUACGCUGCAGCAGAUGAAGACGAGGUGUCCUUCCUGGAGGGAGACAUGAUCAUCAAUGCUGAAGUCAUUGAUGCAGGUUGGAUGCAGGGCACUGUCAAACGUACAGGUGAAAGUGGUAUGCUUCCAUCAAACUAUGUUGAAGCAUCUUAAUAGGCCGGUGAAGCAAUUAAUCUACAGGUCAGCAAAAUUGAAAUUGAAAACAUUUAAAGAAAAAUUAAAAAGAAUGCCCAAUGCAUUAGCUUUGUUUAAGGUGCAUCAAACAAUCUUUACUUACCCAACAUUAUAGAUACAUAUAAUUGUGUUGAUUCAUGUUGGACUAUCUACAUGUGUAGAUAUUAGAUUUUCAAGACCAUUGUGCACUGUAGCCAAUUGAUUGAUAAAAACAAUAAUUUCUUGACUCUUUUCAAUAAACAAUGGAUUAGUAUUAGCAAAUCAGUAGUUAGAUGUCUUAUAAGUUAUAUUAAGUCUUAGCUUUUGCAUAGUGACAUGUUUGUGAAUAUAUAAAAGGAAUCGAUGGUAUGUGUUUUGUGAUUAAUUGCAAACAAGUUAUAUUCAUGUAUGAGAACACAGUGGCAGAUGACCAUUUUCACAUUAAAGUCACCAAGUGCCUUGCAAAGAAAGAAUUAUUUUUGGGAUGUACACUUGUAUACUAACGUAGCAAAGACUUCUUGUAACCCUUCUUGUAGGUAUGUAAGUGAAUGUUGUUGAAUUGAAGCUUGCAAGUAGGACCAUGUAACUGCAAACAAAAGACUUCUUAAAUUUAAAAAGUAUGUAAACAUUAUAUCUCACCUAAACUUAAGAAUGAUAUACAUUGUUUGAAUGUAGAUACUUGGAUAUUAACUUAGAAUAAUGAUAUCAUCUCUACUGACAUAGAAAUAGAAUUAGCGAUAGUAGAAAAACUAGAAAAAAACAAAAUUGAAUCACAUUUUUGCCGUAAAAAAACUAACUCCUAUCCGAAUGAAGCAAAUGUGACUGAAAUAUCUCACAAUCUGUAUUAAUUACAUUCUUGAAAUGAUUGAUAUUAUUUGUAAUAUAAACAAUAUUGAUAAAUCUUAUCUUUCUUUAUCUCCCAUUGUUAAAUGCAAAAGAGCCUAUCUUAUAUCGGUUAGAAUAUUAUUUAUUUGUUUGUUUCUCUUUCUUUUUCUAACAUUCCAAGUUCAGUAAAUCUAAAAUGAGGAGCUUUCCAUUUUACUGGUACUUACCUCAAUUUGUUUAAUGUCAAUUAUUAUUAGUAGUCACCCUUUUUACUACUAGCUAGCUUAUAAUGAUGUUUAACUUGGUAAAGAAGGGAAUUAAUUGGUGUGUAUAUUAUCAUUUCCGUGAUAUAUUUUUACAUAAAUCUAGAAAAGGUAAAAACAUGGCUGUGAUAUUAUUUGUGUUUCAAAAACUCUGAUUGAUAUUAGGAGUGUCUUACAUAAAUAUGAUGAACAUAAGAAUUACCAAAUGCAACAUACCGUUAAUUUUUUAUAUUAUUGUCAGUCUUGUCAAAUGUCAAUAUAAUUUGUUUCAUUCCUUGUGUUUUAAGUGCAGGGAUUUGUUUUAGCAUAUAAAAGUAUGUGUAAAAGUCUGGCUCUUGUUCACUGAUGUAGUUAACAGAUACCGGUAUGUUUAUAUCAUUUAAUGAUUUCACCUUCAAUGCAAAGCUCUCUGUUCUAGGGAUUCAUGUGUAAAAUGUUGGAACAUUUGUAGAAGUAGAUCAUUAUGCUAUUUUCUGUUGUUAAGUUAGAAAACAUAUGAAUGACUUGUUUGUACUUAAAAGUAAUUAGGUUACUUUUCAAAAGCAUUGUUUUUGUACAUAUAUUUGAGCAUGUAUACAAUACAAUUAUAUAAAAUGGGAGAUGUUUAUGUUUUAUUAUUUCUUACCAAAUGGUAGUGAGGAAAUGGAAUUGACAAGCAUGAUAGCCAAGCUAAUAUCUUCGUUUUCAAGGCAAAGAACAAAUAUUGAUAGGCAAGCAAAUUUAGAUAUUUUAGAAAUAAUUGGCCAGGUAUACAUGUACAUAAUAAGGGCCAUAGAGUGUCCAAAAUUAUGCAAAAGGGGCAUGAAAAUAGAUAAAGAGCAGAUAUCAUACAUUUGUAACUAAAAAAAUAUGCUUUACAUGUAUAUUAAUAAAGAAGUAUGGUUAAACAUUUUUCACUGAUAAAAUUGGUACAUAGACAAAAUAAGAUAAUGUCUGGUAUAUUAUGAACUUGUGGGUUUUUUCUUCUUCACAGGUGAGUUAUGCAGUUGUAUGUUUUGCUAGAAAUGCUCAUCAUAAAAAUAGAGCUUCUUAAAACAGUGUUAUACCAAAAUAAAAUCAUAUCUAACAGGCCAAAGGUUGUAAAACACCAAACAACACCACAUUUGAGAAGGAACAAUACAAAAGAAUGUGCCAUUAGAUUGAAUGUGGCAGUAACUAAAAUAAAGAGGGUUCUCAUGGUCAUGGAAAAACUAGCUGGAAAGUGAUGGACAUUGAUUGAUCAUGGGUAUGUGCUGUGUGUGGCUAUUGCAGUCCUCCAGUUUGAACAGACAAUGAGCUUUGUAUUUGUACACUGCUUGGAUGCUGCAACCCAUACCAAAAUGGUACUUAUCUGGUCGAGGAAAAAAGGCAAAAAUGGGUUUUUCAAAGUCAUGGAAUUCAUGGAAUUCGGUUCUGAAAUAGCUGUAUGUGGAAUCCCUAAAAAAGCAAUUCUUUUGAUCAUAUCUUACUAAAUUGAUAUAUUAUAUCAUGUGUAAAGAAUACUGGGCCAAAUAAAAUUUUAUCAAUCUAUUCUGUGAUAAUAUGGAAUUCUAACAUAGAAUUCUUCAUUUGUUUCUUGAUGCUAUUCUCACUGAUCAUGUCAAAGUAACCACUCAAUAAAUGGUAUUGAACUAACUUCAA
Strongylocentrotus purpuratus (purple sea urchin) is the source of this 3765-nucleotide messenger RNA. Its product is annotated as LIM and SH3 domain protein 1-like. The coding region runs from base 428 to 1057 and encodes 209 amino acids. The transcript has 6 exons. Gene Ontology annotation, cellular component: focal adhesion. NCBI's taxonomy places the organism in Eukaryota, Metazoa, Echinodermata, Echinoidea, Camarodonta, Strongylocentrotidae. The record is from RefSeq and is a predicted model, not a curated record. Gene Ontology annotation, molecular function: actin filament binding.